AUGAGUGAUUAAAUUGCAAAACCAAUGAAAAAAUAUUCAGAGAAAAUAAAUAAAUUAUAUCUACCAUCUGUUUAACCUAUCGUUAUUGAUAAUGGGGAAAUCAAUAAGACAGUUUUAUUGAAUAGAGCCAAUAGAUGUAAGUCUUAACAGAUAAUCUCAAAAUAAAAUCAAAUGCAGACUAAUUAAUCUUAGGAUAACAUUACUAUGAACUAUCAGGUUGCUUAAGCUAAUCAGUCGAAAGAUAAUUGCUCUAUAAGUGCAUAGAGUUAACUUAAUAAAACCUCAGAUUAAAGUGAAUUAAAUGCUUUAGAGAUUGUCAAUAUAAAUUAAUUAAUCAAAUAAAAGAAGAAAGAGAUUGCCAGAUAAAAUAAAUAUUAUCUAAAAUAAAUCAAGAAUUACGAAAUGAAAGCAAAACUUAGAGACCAAUCUAGCAAAGAUCGAAAAUCAACUGACAAAUCUGAAGAGUUAUACGAGAAAUGUUGGGAUGAAACAAUCAAAGAAAUUAAUAAAGAGAUAUAAGAAAAUCAAUUGAUAGUCUGUGAUACAAUUCAUUAACCGAGGGAUAAAAAGAGACGCAGACCAAAACCAUUGAAAAGCCAAAUUUUCACUAAAAUAAGAGAGCAAGAAGAUUGGUUUUUUAGAUAACGUUCUGAUUCUAUAUUGAAAAAAAUGAAAUAAAAGUCACUUCAUCUUGUGGGCGAAGUAACCGAAUAGAUUCAACAAGCUUAAAGGAUUUAAAAGGAGCAGUAAUAUUAAAGAUCGAAAGAAAGAGAAAAUGGAAAGCAAGAAAUAAUAAAGUCUUUGAGGUUUAAGGAGCAAGAGAGAUUAGUAAAAUUACUCUAAUCAAAACCAUCUAACAGACAUGUGUAAUUAGCAUUUAAAAAAAGCGAGGAAUUAGAGGAUCAAUUAAGUUCUUUUAAAAAAAAUAAAAAGAAAAGAUCAUUGAGUUUGAAUAGUUGUCUGCCAUCGAUUGAUAAGCCAUAAGAAGUGGAAAUAAAUUCUGUAAAAUAAUAAGAGAAGAUUCUGAUUCUUAAGAAGAUAUAGGAGAGCAGUAAUUUACUAAAUCGGAAUUUACUUAAGAAACCAAGAAAUUUCUCGUAAUAGUCUUAUCAAGAUUUAAACUCUAUAAUUAAAUGUUAAUGA
Molecule: messenger RNA, 1143 nt
Organism: Paramecium tetraurelia
Lineage: Eukaryota; Ciliophora; Oligohymenophorea; Peniculida; Parameciidae
Exons: 3
Source: RefSeq, a predicted model, not a curated record